UGCUGUGAUAUGGAAAUUGUGUCACAGGCAUGGGACAAGGAAAUUGUGUCACUGCCUCUUACAUAAAAGCCAAGAGAAGUGACUAGGCAAAGAGAAGAACACCGAAACAGGAUUAGUAACAUGGCAGUUACAGUGUGCUUCAUUAUCAUCAUCAUAUUGUCUACGGCAUUAACAGGAGCUGCUCAGGUUGUAGUAAUCCGCUUUGAGCCCGAAAGGACUGUGUACAUUGAGGGGGAAGCCUUAACAAUAAGGUGUCUUGCUGAAAAACCAUCAAAUAUCAGAAGCUACAGUUUCUUUAAAGAUGGUUCCGAAACACAAAAAACCAACUCUAAUAUUCUGAGCAAACCUCUUCUCACGAGAACUGAUUCUGGAUUAUACUUUUGUACUUACACCAGAACUACAUCUAAUGAUUCUACAGAGAGUAAUCCCAUAACACUCAAUGUUAUUGAACGUCCAGCUACUCCAUCUCUGUCUUUUCAACCCCAGUUCUCCGUUUAUGUGAAAGGGCAGCAGGUAACAGUAAGUUGCCUGAUUCUGAAUCGUGUAGGUAUCACAGGAAUCUACUUAUAUCAGGAUGGGAGGCUAUUGACUGAAGCUGAUAAUUUUGGAGUCCUAAACAUUAUGGAAAUCCAAGAAUGGAAUGCUGGAAAUUACUCUUGCGUGACUACCAUUCAAGUAUCAGGGCGUGAUAUACAGUCUCGAUCCAGUGAAUACAAGGCGAUAGCGGUGACACAACCCCUUCCAGUUCCAACAUUAAGGGUUUUCCCAAGCAACCCACAGACAGAAAAUACUGAAGUACAACUUAUCUGUGAGACCGCAUUGCCUUCUACCAUCCAUGGUUAUCGGUUUUACAAAGAUGGCAGAGAGGUGACAGGAACAGCUGGACAGAAGGACAAUGUUUUUGUCAUUGCUGAAUACAAUAGUCUUUCUGAGGGAUGCUAUUUUUGUCAGACCUUCAGAGUAGAACUGGCCCAAGAAAUAAAGUCCCCUGAAAGCUCUAUGCGCUUCCUGACAGACAAAGAAAUAGAUAGAAGAGGAUGUGACGGCAAAGAAAUCCAAAUUGAUUCUGUUUUUUCUCUUCAAGGAAUUAAACUCUAUGGAAGUGUGCUUGUGGGCAAGAUCCUGGUUCUCCUCUUACUGUCGCUUUUUUUUGGAGUACGUAUUACGUUGAUAAACUUAAGAAUAAAAAAAGCAGAGACAGAGCCACAAAGGUGAACGAGCAAGUGGCACAGUAAAAGUGGUGGCCAAGAUGUCCAUUUUACUUAUGGUGCCAUCCUGUAGUCUCACUGUCAGAGAUUCUUGGAAUUGAAACCAUCGCACAAACGAUAUUAAGACAUUUUGAUUCUUCAUCAUUCCCUCACAGUCAGAAUAGAAAAGUAGAAUUCUUUUCAUUGUGUAUCCAUCAUAAAAGGUUCAUGCUCAGAGAUCUCCUAAUAUUUUACAGAAAUUGGUAGGACAGAUUAUCUCCUUCACUGUUUUAUGCCAAGGAGGGUAGCAGAAUAAAGAUUCACCUGUGCAUCUUAUUAAUGACUGUGCUUAAGAUUGUGUAUAGUACAGAUUAUACAUUUAUAUGGUACAGGUAUGGGAUCCCUUAUCCGGAAACCCGUUAUCCAGAAAACUCCGAAUUACGGAAUGCCCGUCUCCCUUAGACUCCAUUGUAAUCAAAUAAUUCAGAAUUUUAAAACUGAUUUCCUUUUUCUCUGUAGUAAUAAACCAGUACCUUGUAAUUGAUCCCAACCCAAGACAUAAAUAAUCCUUAUUGGAUGCAACACAAUCCUAUUGGGUUUAAUAAAUGUUUUAUUGAUUUUUUAGCAGACUUAAGGUAUGAAGAUCCAAAUUAUGGAAAGACCCCUUAUCCGGAAUACCCUUGGUCCCGAGCAUUCUGAAUAACGGGUCCUAUACCUGUACUUCAUUUCCUUGUUAUUUAGUGUGUCAUUAACUGUGACUGUACAAAGUUGAAUUUAUGCUGUGGCAUAAGUAAUUUGAAUUAAUACUGCCACCUCCAAACCUCUAAAUGGCAAUAUUAUUAUAUUAUGUCAUCCUAAUCAUCAAGCUCUUUAUGCCCUGAAGUGUCUUUAAACAUAGCAACCUUGGAGGGUGGGACACGCUUGCCAGGUUUAAAAUGUAAAGGGAGGCAGAAAAGAAAAACAUUUUCACUUUCUUUGUUUAAGUAAAUAUUUAAGAAUAAACACAGGGCACCUGUGUGAAAUGAUAA
This is a messenger RNA of Xenopus tropicalis (tropical clawed frog), 2215 nucleotides long. RefSeq names its product Fc receptor-like A. The transcript is spliced from 8 exons. Lineage: Eukaryota; Metazoa; Chordata; Amphibia; Anura; Pipidae. The record is from RefSeq and is a predicted model, not a curated record. The coding region runs from base 121 to 1215 and encodes 364 amino acids.